GAGAGAGAAAGACAUUAGGGUUUAGAUCUAAUCUACCAACUGGUUGUUAAGUUGAACAGAAGCUCCUUAACUUAAUUAGUUUUGUUUAUUUAAAACGUUUUCUUGUUUUUUUUUGUUAUCUUCAACCAAAGACUUCUUGACUUCAAGAAACAAGGAGAAGCAAAAGUUCAAGAACCAAACCAGCUUUAAAGAAACAUUCCAUUAUCUUUGCUUUAAGGAGAUUGGUCUUUUGUUCUCUUGAAUCUUUUUCAAGUUCUUGAAAAAUCUUGAUUUGGGGAGAUAAAGAUUUGUGUUCUUGGGAUCAUCAAGACUUCAAAAAAGAAAUAAUAUUUAUCCUUUUUUCAGUUUGAGAUUUCUUAGUGUUGUUGUCUCCUUUAACACCCACAAAGCCAUCAGAUGAUUUCCUGAACAAUCCUUGUUUGAGGAAGGAGAUUAUGGCAACUUAUUACAAAACUGGCUCAAGUGAGAUUUAUUCAAGACCAAAUGUACAAGACUUUGUCCCUGGAAACGCAAUGGUCUACACGAAUUCUUACUCAGAGACGUUUCCUAGAGAAUCAACUAAUAUUAAUGUCUCAGCUUCAAAAGAGAUUCAAGUGUUGUCAAGUUUUGGUGGGGCUUCACAACAAAUGUUGGAGGUUCAAGAUUCUGGUUCUUGGAGAGAUCAAGAAGACAAUGACAGGAGUUGUUUCCCUGUGAUGAUGCGUCUUGGCCUCAGCUCUCAGAUUGAGACAUCCAGAAGCAAUAAUAACAAUGAGUAUGCAAAUGCAACACAUGUUGUUUCGGGAUUUACUCGAACCAUUCACAACUCAAAGUAUCUCAAGGCUGCUCAAGAGCUUUUGGAUGAAGCUGUUAAUGUCAAGAAGGCUCUUAAGCAGUUUCAGCCAGAGGGAGACAAGAUUGGUGAAGAGAAAGAGAAGUUUCUUCAGACGAAUGUUGCCGAAAUCCCUCAAGCAGAGAGACAAGAAUUGCAGAGCAAGUUGUCGAAACUUUUAUCGAUAUUAGAUGAGGUGGAUAGAACAUACAAGCAGUAUUAUCAUCAGAUGCAGAUUGUUGUGUCGUCUUUCGAUGUAAUAGCUGGAUGUGGAGCAGCCAAACCGUACACAUCUCUCGCGCUUCAGACCAUCUCAAGGCAUUUUCGUUGCUUAAGGGAUGCGAUAUCCGGACAAAUCUUGGUGAUAAGGAAAAGUUUAGGGGGGGAACAUGAUGGAUCAGAUGGGAGAGGAGUGGGGAUAAGCAGAUUAAGGAAUGUUGAUCAACAGGUAAGGCAACAAAGAACGUUGCAGCGGUUAGGCGUGAUGCAACCUCACACUUGGCGGCCUCAACGCGGUUUACCUGAUUCCUCUGUUUUGGUUCUACGUGCUUGGCUAUUCGAGCAUUUCCUCCACCCUUAUCCAAAGGAUUCAGACAAGAUCAUGCUUGCUAGACAAACGGGGUUGAGCCGAGGCCAGGUGUCGAACUGGUUCAUAAAUGCGCGUGUGCGUCUCUGGAAACCCAUGGUGGAGGAGAUGUACAAGGAGGAAUUUACAGAUUCAUUGGAGGAGAAUGAUCCCAACCUGUCUUCUGAAAACACACCAGAAAUCACCGAGAUUCAAGAGCAGCAAACCGAGUCUAGUUCCAACAACGGGAAUGUAUCUGGUCUGGCAAGCAGCAGCAUGGGACAAAGCACGGUGGCUCGUGGUGGUGCCCAGUUCAUGAUGGUGAGUGACAUGACAGGAAAUGGUAGUGGUGGGAUGUCUUUAACGUUGGGGAUUCAAAAUUCUGAUGCUCGUGGCGAUGUUCCUAUGUCCGGUGGGAUAGUUCAUUAUGAGAAUACCAUUUCUGGAACCGAUUUCCAAUACUUAAACUCUCACAACCACCAGCACCGGCUUGGCUCUUCAAAAUUGUUGCAUGACUUUGUAGCUUGAUGAGGAGAAUAGAAAGGUGUAGAAAUGUAUUCUUUUGUGAAAGUGAACCCAGAAACUGAAUUUGUAGAUUAAAUGAGAAAACAUGAGGAGAUGAUGAACACAAUCUGAGACUGGAUACAA
Molecule: messenger RNA, 2024 nt
Organism: Capsella rubella
Lineage: Eukaryota; Viridiplantae; Streptophyta; Magnoliopsida; Brassicales; Brassicaceae
Product: BEL1-like homeodomain protein 7
Exons: 5
Coding region: 435-1904 (489 amino acids)
Biological process (GO): regulation of transcription by RNA polymerase II
Molecular function (GO): RNA polymerase II cis-regulatory region sequence-specific DNA binding; DNA-binding transcription factor activity, RNA polymerase II-specific
Source: RefSeq, a predicted model, not a curated record